ACAGAACAGAGAGCACCGGUACUGAGCGAGUCUCGCUGAGAAGCCAGUAUCAAACUGAAGACAGGGUCGAAGCUCUAAAGGUACGCCAUGGCCACCAAGGGAUCACGAGCUGGAGUCGGCGGCGGCAAGGCCGUUGCAAAAUACGCCACGGAAGGAGCGCUGCAGUCUCUCACCGACGCCAGGACGGCCCGCACCAGCGAGAAGAGCCAGCUCAUCAUUCUCAACGAUCGCUUCGCCGGCUACAUCGAGAAGGUGCGCUCCCUGCAGGAACGAAACACCAGGCUGACGACCCAGCUCAGGAUCGUGUCGGCGCGGGAAGAGUCGGCCAUCUGCGAGCUGUACGAGGCGGAGCUGAGGGAGCUGCGGGCUCUGGUGGACCAGCUGACUCGAGAGAAGGCUCAGCUGGAUGCCGAGAACGCCAGCUGGCAGGGGAAGUCGGCGGAGUGGCAGGCUAGGUGUGAGGCCGAGACUGCCGCUACCACCGCGGUGAGGACAGAACUGGCAUCGGUCAAGAAGGAGGUGGACGCGGCAACUGUGGAGCGUGUUGGCUGGGAAAACAAGCUGACCACGAUACAGGAGGAGAUUGAGUUCUCCAAGAGGGUCUGGGAGGAGGAGACACGUAAGGUCCAGUCUCAGUUGACCCAGACUAUGGCCAUUGCGGACACUGAAGCUCCGGUCAUCUCCGGACCGGACCUGAGCGAGACUCUGCGUGAGAUCCGCGUGCAGUACGAGAUCAUGGGCCGCGCCAACAGGGAGGAGGCGGAGAACAAGUACAAGGGCAAGUUCAGCGCGAUGUCCCAGCAGCGGGAGUCGGAUAACCAGGCUCUGGCAGCCGCCCGGUCCGAGCUGGCCGGCCUGAAGAGGACGCUGCAGUCCAUCAUCACCGAGACGGAGGCCUUGAAGAGCAAGUCCGGGUCCCUGGAGGCUAACAUCGCGGAAACAGAGGCCCGCACACAGAGGGAGAUUACGGAGUUCAAGGCCGCUAUCAGCGAGCUUCAGGCUCAGAUCGACAGGAUGAAGUCGGAGAUGACUCAGCACUCCGUGGAGUACCAGGAGCUCAUGAGCAUCAAGAUGGCGCUGGACGUGGAGAUCGCGACCUACAGGAAGCUGCUGGACGGGGAGGAGAUCACUGACAGGGUCUUCACUCAGGUCAGGGCCUGAACUUUAUCCCGAGGUCAACAGCCGUGAGGUCACGAUCGAAAGCAAGUCUCUACCAGUUGGAGUGGUCGAUGAAUUGCAUUGUAUCUACCGUAUAUCUAUAGAUGCUUUUAGAAACUAGACCUGUUUGUUAUUGUCCAAAAGUUGACUAGUCGCCAAUGCUAGUCACAUCACGCAUUACGUCACUGUGUACUAUAGCAGCCCGCUACAUUCUUAUGACCAUCCACAGAGCUUUAUUCAUUUGGAAGAUGGUCAUCUCCAACAAACUUUGUCGACCAUGCCAAAUGUUACAUGUAGCAAUGAUGAAGGUCAAGAAAUGUAUGCAUGUGUAGCGACUGAUAAAGUGCAAGAAGAGUGAGACAAAUAAACAUCGCUUUGAUAGAC
Molecule: messenger RNA, 1542 nt
Organism: Branchiostoma belcheri (Belcher's lancelet)
Lineage: Eukaryota; Metazoa; Chordata; Leptocardii; Amphioxiformes; Branchiostomatidae
Product: non-neuronal cytoplasmic intermediate filament protein-like
Exons: 7
Coding region: 88-1161 (357 amino acids)
Source: RefSeq, a predicted model, not a curated record